UUACCGACGCGCAAAUACAAUUCCCAACCGCUAAUUCAGGAUAUCGAGUGAUCUGUGCAUGUGCCAACACUGAAACACAAGCGAAAGUGAGGUUAUGAGUGCCCCCUAGUGCCAAAUUAGUCAAAACCAAAUCAAAACACAAACGAGCUGCAGAUGGAAAGCAACGCAUUUGGCAGCAGCCAUUUGCCAUCUCAAGCGCUCGUUGUCCUCUCGGAAGCCGCUUCCGGUUUGCAUGAGGCUCUACGUGGGCAACGUCCGUUUCCAUCGAGAGUAAUUCCUUUCGAUUUCCCCCUUUUGCAGUUACCUGACGCCAAAGAUCUCCACAACAUGUCACUAGUCGGCAACUACUUCAAUCCCCACCUGCUGCUCAACCACGGGAUGCUGGUGGCGAACGGAGCUGCGGCGGCGGCAGCGGCGGCAGGAGCGAGUCCAGCGAGCUAUUUCGCCAGUGACCGCUCGCCACUGGGGAAGCCGUCGGUCCUGUCCAACUUCUCGUUGCCGUCGGCUUUCUCGCCGCCCAAGUACAUCGGCAUAUCCCUGGAUCAGAAUCUGUUCAACGGCAGCGAAUCAUUUCGCACCGAUUCGGCCAGUCCCACAUGCACAUCCCACGAAUCCAUGGAGGGAUCACAGGAUUACGAUGCCGUUGAAAAGGGUGAAAGUCCGCGCAGUAAUAAUUCUCAGGAUCCCAGGGAUUUGAGACAUCUGCAUAGUGCGGGGAAGGGUCACCAGGCACUGGCCCCCUCCUCGUCGUCCAGCUCUUCGUCCUCCUGCUCCACCAGUAAUCCGGCCAUCAGCACCGCGACCAGCAGCGUGGCCGUUUCGAUGGCCAGCCACCUGGCCGCCUCCUCGCCCCACCACCACCCCCACUCGCAUCCCCAUCCACUGGCCCAUCCGCACGCUCAUAGCCACCACCACGGUCACCAUGUGGGAGCAACUCCGGUGUCCACGGCAGUGACGACGCAUCACCACAUGGCCCAUCCUCAUCCGCUGUCCCACCACCACGCCGCCCACCACGCGGCUUUGGCCAGUCUGAGCAUGGCGGGUCUGCGGGCGGUUCCGGGUGGUUUGAGCCUGGUCAGUGGGCUGCAGGCAGCAGCUGCCGGGGGAGCCAUUCCCGAAAUGUGCCCCGUUUGCGGAUUGAAGCUGAGCGCCGAGGAGUGGCACACGCACUUCCUCACCGAACUGGACAGGCUCUACAAGCUGAGUGCGGGAUUCGAGAGGCCCAAUCUGCAGGCCACCUACAUGUUCGCUCCUCCAUGUCCGGCACAGGAGAACGCCAUUCGCACCAGUCACAAUCGCUGGGAGACCUUCCAGAGAAUAAGAAACAAUCGCCAGAAUCGGCUGAGACUCAAAGUUCGAAAGCGCAAGUACGGCGAAAUGUACAUGAUGGAAAGUCUUUACUGCAGCAGUUGUCCCAUCUGUAAGAGGAAGUAUGCCUUGGAGACGGGAAAGAUUCCCCCAGAGGACGAUGCUAAAUCGCAAGAGGAGAUCGAAACGGUGGACGUGGAGAGCUGCAAUGACGAUGUGCCAGACUCAGGGUCAGAGCUAACUGCCCCAGGAUCUGGGUCAUCUGCCACCGUUCUGCCGCCCUCCAGCAUGCACAAUAGCAAUGCGCAGCCGGGCAAGCUGGACGGGAUUCUCUACCGGACGGGCUGUGUGAUCAACCAGAAGGAUCCGCAUCCCGACGAGCACGAUGUUAGCACCAAUGUGACAACAGCCAGCAGUAGUAGUUGGUCAGGCGAGGUCAAUACACAACCCCAGGCACAUAUCAGUGUGAAAACCGUCAGUGAGCUGUCAUCUACCACACAUCACUAUUACAACGCCGAUUCCUGCGGAGUGGGCGUUAACGACAACAACAGCAGCAGUAGCACCAACAACAACAGCGGAAGCAACAACAAGGAUAUAAUGAUGGACACGGCCUCGUGCCAAAACGAUAGCGAUGAGGACGUAAUUGUAGACGACGACGAUACUGUGAAGAUGUCGAGCAAAAUCAAUUAUAACAAAAUUCAACGCCGACAGGAGGAGCAAAAUGUGGGCAGUAGCAGAUCUCUCGAGAACAUUUCGCCCGCGGAGGAGAGACCCCGUUCGGAGCCGCAGGUGAGCAGUACCGAACCGGGACCCAUGGACAUAUCUCACAACAACAACAACAGCAGCAGUAACAACAACAACAAUCCGGCGUCCAAAUAUGCGGAGAGCAUGGAGAACAGCCUGUCGCAGUUGUCGUCGAUGGGCGUGCCGGGAUUAACGCAAUUGGACACAAAGGUGGGAAUUAGUUCGGAUUUAAAACCGGACGAUGAAAACAAAUGUUUCAUUUGUAAGACAGGCAUAAAGGAUCUCAAUACGGAUGCGUUCCUGCGCGGUCGCAAUUUUUAUUUUCACCAGAGUUGUGCCAACGUUAUGAGCAGCUAUCGGUUGAACAAGGAGCUACUGAAUCAGGCCCAGAAUCAGCAGAGGGCGGCCGGGAACGGGGAUUCGGUGGCCGCCACGGCAACGCCCCGCAGCCUUUCACCUGCCCAAUCGCCGCAGCAGAGUGUGUCACAGGUCAUGGAGUGAACGGCGGGGCCAGGGGGUCGAAUUGAUAAUUGCAAUCAAAGCGUGAAUUUAUUAAAAUUAAUUAAUAACGUAUUGUAUUUGAGGUAGCUAAUGAAACGCGAAGAGCAAAUUGAUGUUUAAUUGGGCAUCCCCAAAGUAGGCAACACCUCCUCGGUUCUGCUAGCCCGCCCACCAAAAAAAAGUUCAACGUUUUUGCCCUGUAUAAAUUCUACAUGUAAAAUUAAUUUUUUUUUCAUUUUAAAUGGAAUUGGUUUUUGUAAAACAAUAUUUUAGUGCAAUUUUUGUGUUGCCUUCUCAACUGUCGUUUAAUAUAUAUGUAUGUAUUCGUAAUUUCCCUGAACGUGCUAUAAUUGUUAAAUGUUUGAAUGAUAACAAAACAAACAAUAUACGAUAAAUGAAAAAAAUUAUCAUCUCUAAGCAAAAACUAGUUGUAAAUUCUUAAGCCCAUAAAUUAU
This is a messenger RNA of Drosophila takahashii, 3008 nucleotides long. It is a transcript of the gene tey, whose product is annotated as teyrha-meyrha. Gene Ontology annotation, molecular function: ubiquitin protein ligase activity. The record is from RefSeq and is a predicted model, not a curated record. Gene Ontology annotation, biological process: protein ubiquitination. Lineage: Eukaryota; Metazoa; Arthropoda; Insecta; Diptera; Drosophilidae.